AGGAGCUGCUGCAGCGUCUCACACCGACUCUGACAGAAACACAAACGGAGACGUUUUCCUCCACAGUCGUGACUCACGUUUUUCUCUCCCUGGUUAUUCUGUGUUUUUUGUUUUUUUUUGUGCUCGUUCCUCAGCUCAGCUGCUCCUCCUGCUGACACAAACAUGAGCAUCUUCACUCUGCAGCUUCUUCCUGUGGACUAGAACCAGAACCUUCUCGUCAGCUUUACUUCAACCCGCACUUUUGUCCACCGCUCCCGGCAGGAUGGAGGCGACACAGCAGCCCAACGAGCCAAUCGGCACGCAGCCUGAUGCCGGAGAGGCGGAGCAUGCGGCCGUGACCUCUCAACCCACUGCUGCCGCCCAUGAAGGAGCCCUUUCCCCGACGCCUGAGGACAAACAGACCGAGGAGGGCGGGGCCUUGGAUCACCUGAUUGUAAUCAGUAACAACAUGGAGACCAGUAACGACCUUGCUCCAGCCGCGGUCGACUCCUCGCCCACAGUGCCCUCUGUGUCGCCCGUGCUGCACACCAAGCCUGGCGGUCACGCUAACGGUCAUCCUGGUUUGGGCAGCCGCUCUGGCUCGAUAGCGGCGGGGGCGCCCAGGCCCUCGCUCUCCCGUCGGCCCAGCGCCAUCCCAGAGGCUGUGGUGGACGGAUCCAAGCCCAGGGACUAUCUGAUCCUGGCCAUCCUGUCGUGCUUCUGCCCGCUGUGGCCCAUCAACAUCGUCGCCCUCACGUUCUCCGUGAUGUCCCGGAACAGUCUGCAGCAAGGAAACGUGGAUGGGGCUCGACGUCUGGGUCGGAACGCCAUGGUUCUGUCUGUCGUGUCCAUCUUAGGAGGGAUCGCCAUCAUCGCGGCUGGGAUCGCCUUCAACUGGGGAUUGAUAUUAAAAUCCUGAUGAAAGAAGUUUCAACCACGAGGACGAGGACAUGACAUCAUCUGAACCUUCCCUCACUCCCUCACCCUCCUGAGGACUGAAGAACCCUCACCCUCCUGAAGAACCCUCACCCUCCUGAAGAACCCUCACCCUCCUGAAGAACCCUC
Solea senegalensis (Senegalese sole) is the source of this 1044-nucleotide messenger RNA. Its product is annotated as trafficking regulator of GLUT4 1-like. The coding region runs from base 263 to 898 and encodes 211 amino acids. Gene Ontology annotation, cellular component: membrane. The record is from RefSeq and is a predicted model, not a curated record. The transcript is spliced from 5 exons. Lineage: Eukaryota; Metazoa; Chordata; Actinopteri; Pleuronectiformes; Soleidae.